AUGUCAAUGAGGAUCGAAAAUAUUAUUGUUUGUUUACUGUUGUUUUGUGUUCAUGUGGCAGUAGUUUUUGUUGAAAGCUCAGAAUCAAAUUGGCUAAACCAUGGUGGAGAUUUAUUCAACAGAAGAUAUGCAAACAAUGAGUAUGAUAUCAGUGUCACAACAGCACCAAACCUAAGCUUAAAAUGGAGAUUCUUUGCAGGCCAAGAUAUUACAGCAACACCAACAAUAUAUGAUGGUGUUGUUUAUUUUCCAAGCUGGAAUGGUAACAUUUAUGCAGUAAAACAAAAUAAUGGAUCGCUUGUUUGGAAGAAAAGUUUGAAGGAUUUGACAGGUUUGAAUGCAACUGUGUUUAUUUUUAAUGCAAAUGGGACAGUGUCUAGGACAACUCCAACUGUGGCUGAAGAUUUGUUGAUUAUGGGAAUUUAUGGACCAGCAGUUAUUGUUGGUCUUAAUAGAACAACUGGUGAACUUGUUUGGUUGACACAUUUGGAUAAUCAUCCUAGAGCUUUUGUUACCAUGUCUGGAACAUAUUACAAUGGGAGUUACUAUGUUGGAACAUCUUCAUUAGAAGAACAAGUAGCAAUUGAACAAUGUUGUACAUUUCGUGGAAGCUUUGUAAAACUGGACGCUAGAACUGGUGUGAUCCAAUGGCAAACCUAUAUGUUGCCGGAAAACAAUGGUCAAAUAGGAGGAUAUGCAGGAGCUGCCAUUUGGGGAAGUAGUCCUUCCAUUGAUGUUCACAGAAAACAUGUCUAUAUUGCGACUGGAAAUCUCUAUUCCGCCCCCGAAUACAUUCUUGAAUGUCAAGCAACAGAAAAUAAUGAAACUAGUCCUAUUGAACAAGACAUCUGUAUUGAACCAGAAAACCACUCGAAUUCAAUGUUGGCCCUUGAUUUGGAAAAUGGUAGUUUGAAAUGGUACAAACAAUUAGGAGGUUUGGAUGUAUGGUUUAUUGCUUGUAACAAUGCUUCAACUCCUAAUUGUCCACCUCAAGGUCCAUUUCCAGAUUCUGAUUUUGGAGAGGCACCAAUGAUGUUAACAACACAUGUAAAUCAAACUCAGAAAGAUAUUGUUGUGGCUGUUCAGAAAAGUGGAUUUGCAUGGGCAUUAGAUCGGAACAAUGGAACUCUUCUAUGGUCUACGCAAGCAGGUCCUAGUGGAAUAGGAGGAGGAGGAAUAUGGGGUGCAUCAAGUGAUGAAAAAAGAAUUUAUACCAACAGUGCAAAUUCAAAUAAGGUUAAUUUUCAACUUUUACCAUCAAAUAUGAAUACAACAACUGGAGGAUGGGUGGCAAUGAAUGCUACAAAUGGAGAAAUUCUUUGGUCCACUGCUAACCCUAGAAAUAGUACUGUUAGUGGCCCUGUUAGUGUGGCAAAUGAAGUUGUUUUUGGUGGAUCCACAGAUUUAUCUGGCCACAUUUAUGCAAUGAAUGCAAGAAAUGGAAGCAUUUUAUGGUCAUAUGCAACUGGAGGCAGUGUGUAUGGAGGCAUAUCAAUUGGAAAUGGAUGCAUUUAUGUUGGUCAUGGAUAUAAUGUCUCUCUAGGAGUUUUCUCUAACUAUACUGGUGGAACCUAUCUUUUUGCCUUUUGUGUCUAA
This is a messenger RNA of Lathyrus oleraceus (garden pea), 1596 nucleotides long. RefSeq lists its product as uncharacterized. The coding region runs from base 1 to 1596 and encodes 531 amino acids. The transcript is spliced from 4 exons. Lineage: Eukaryota; Viridiplantae; Streptophyta; Magnoliopsida; Fabales; Fabaceae. The record is from RefSeq and is a predicted model, not a curated record.